Messenger RNA from Vitrella brassicaformis, 1677 nucleotides. Lineage: Eukaryota; Vitrellaceae. The record is from the annotation of a GenBank genome assembly.
GAAAGAUCUCCACAGUAUGACCUUCCUCACCAACGUGCAGAGCUUUCUGAACCGCUUCGUGUGCAGCUCGCUCAUCCCGCCACCUCCGAGAGCAGCUGAAGAAAAGUGAGCCUAGCCUCUCCAUCCGACACACAGCGCACAAACGCACAGAUAAGCUGCAUGCCCCGCCUCACCUUGCCUUGUGUGACGCGUAGGAACCGAAUCGCGAUUGUGUGGGGACAUCCAAGGUAGAAAGGAGAGCACCUUUCUGUCCGACGACGAUGUGGUGCUGGUCUGCGUGCGAUGGAUGGAUGAAUGGAUGGAUGGAUGGAUGGCAGGUUCGACAGCUACAGCGCGGCACUGCUGGCGAGAGCCAAGGCGGGGCUGGCAAAGGCUGGUGAGUGCAGCAACAUCAUCAUCACACAGGCGGGCACGGACAAACGCACACACACACACACAGACACACAUGGCCGUCCGCUGUGGCACGUCGGUCUUUCGUUAUUGCAGGUCAUGAGGUGCAGCAGAUCGACCUCUACCACGAGGCUCCUGGCGCUAAGCUGGGGCCUUUCGAGUGUGCACUGAGCUCGUAUGAGCACGAGGGCUACUACGACCCAUCGACCAUCCCCGCCGACAUCCAGGAGCACCUCAAGAUACUCAAAUGGGCCGACAAAGGUGGGUGGGCCAGCCAAGUGAAAUGAAUGACCUCUGUGUGCCUACCCUGUGUGUGGUGGACGUUUCUCCUGCUCUCUCUUGGUUGCUUCCUUCUCCAGUGCUCUUCAUCUACCCGACUUGGUGGUUCGGUCCUCCGGCGAUGGUCAAGGGCUGGAUGGAUCGCGUGCUGCGGAUGGGCGAGACCUUCGACCUUCCCGGCAAGAGCACCCCAUCCACCAACCCCGCCAGCACUGCCGCGUCGGGCCUGAUUCCCAUGCUCACACACAUCAAGAAGAUCGGCCUGUAAGCACACAGACGCCAGCCAACACAAGUGCCACCGAAUGGCUUGUGUGUGUGUGUGUGUGUGUGAGGAUAACGACGUAUGGCGCACCGAAGUGGUAUUUUCUGGUGUACAGCGGCGACUACAGCAGGAAGAUCGUGAGCCGGGUGUUCGCGCCGGCGUGUGUGGGGUUCCCCGAGCUGCUGAUCCUCUGGAUGAUCAACCUGGACCUGUCGGACAUGAAGGCCAGGGAGACCUUCCUACAGAAAGUCGAGGCCUCCUGCGAGCACUUCUGAUCUAUCCGUCUGUGUGUGUGUGUGUGUGUGUGUGUGUGUGACCGUCGUGUGUCCCUUUUGUCCCCGACAGCAGCCUUGUUCUGUCUCGGUUCACUGCUGGGGGCGAAAGGCCGUUGCUGGCGGGACUGGCAGGAACGCACUAUGGCCCAUGUAUUAUUUUUCCCGGACCGCAUGGCAUGGCAUGCGGUUCCGUCGGCUUUUUUUGUGUGCUUUAUGAGAUAUCGAACUGCCCGUGUGUGGCUGCCUUUGCUGUUUUUUUGGUAGCUUUAUAGGGAAUGGAUAUGCUGGCUGCAUAUGAUGAUGAUAUGCGUGAAAAGAGAAAUGGACCAAACCAUUUUGGGAUCUUGUUGGCAGUGAGUGAGUGUCCGUUGCUCGCUCUACAAAGCUACAUGAUUCCAUUUAUAAGGGACCAGAAGCGAAUAACCCGACCGACACCAUUUCCGUGUGGCUUCUUGUGUGCGUUGUAUGAAG